UAAUAUUCGCAACAAUAUUGAUAUGAUUUCAUGUAUUACUUCCCAGUUGGGAUUGAUUAGAGAAGACACAUUGGCUGAUAAAUUCUCCAUAUCUAUUCCUAUAUUUCCUCUUAAAAUUUGCUAACAAAUAAUUUGUAGUACAAAAAAAGGAUAGUCCUAUAAAAGUGUGUAUCUAAUAUCUAUAAUCAAACCAAAUAAAUCCCUCAAUUCCCGCUCAUUUGCUCAUUAUGUGUAUAGUAGGAUUCUAUCUGAUUUUCACCCUCUCAAUUCUCAAAUAUCCUUCUCUCUCUUUCUCUGUUAUUUGAACCUAUUCUUAGCAAAUCACGCUCUAAUGGCAGCAACCUCAAUAUUUUUCAAACAAGAUUCAUGAAUCAUAGAAAAAACUAUGAUACAUUGCAAAAAUCAAAAUUACACUAUUUUCAAUAAACAUAACCAAGAUCAACCAUUAAUCAGCAUCUCCCAACCACCCAAAAAAAAAAAAAAAAAUAAAAAAUAAAAAAAUAAAGAGAUUUCCUUCUUCCAUAGCAGAGAAAAAUUCCCAUAAUUUCAUCUCUCUAUCUUCAUCUCAUUCUCUAAAAAGAGGCAAAGGAAAAAAGAAAGAAAGAAACAACAGCAAACCUUAAAUGUCUGCUGUUCGAUUUCUUCUCCUCCUCCUCUGCCUCUCAUUAUCGCCUCCGUGUUUGUUGUCGAUCACGGAGGCAGAAGCCCUCUUGGCGUUCAAGAUUUCGAUGUCAAACACCGAAUUUUUGGACAGUUGGAAACCCAACACAGACCCCUGCAAGGACAAAUGGGAAGGUGUUUUCUGUGAGAAACAACAACCUGUGAUCAUUCGUUUGCAUUUAACAAAAAUGAGCCUUUCGGGUUCUGUUGAUGUGAGUUCUAUUGCCCAAAUUCCAAACUUGAAGACUCUAAGUCUUUCGAACAACUCGUUUUCUGGUCCUAUACCACCUUUCAAUACGUUGAAAGGUUUGAGGUCACUAUAUAUAAGUUCUAACAAAUUUUCAGGGGAAAUUCCAGACGACUUUUUUGAUGGUACAACAUUGAGGAGAUUAUGGUUGUCAGACAAUGAGUUUUCUGGUAAAAUACCUAAAUCAUUAGGUACAUUGAAGGGGUUAAUGGCUCUUCAUUUAGAAAGGAAUAAGUUUACUGGUUCGAUACCUGAGAUUUCGCAAGACACAUUGACUGAGUUGGAUAUGUCUGGGAAUAUGUUGGAAGGCCAAGUUCCGGAGAGUAUGGUAAGGUUUGGGGCGGAUGCGUUUAAGGACAAUUCGGGUGUUUGUGGGAAGCCGGUAAGCAAGAAAUGCAGUGUUGUACGAAAAAAUGGCAACAAUGUGAAGGUUACUAUAGGGAUAAUGGUGGGAAUUGUGGUGAUUAUGACUAUAGUUCUCAUUGUAACAACCAUAAAGAAGUCCCAGAACAACAAUGAUGAAGCUUUUGAUGUGUAUAAUAACAAGGAGCCAACGGAAGAUGUGGUGGAGGUACGUGUGCAAGGAACCUCCAGGAGUGUUGGUGCUGGGAGUGCUCGAAGCAUGAAUAGUGGUGGUUUUGGGAGUAGCGUUACUUCUGGUGGGGGUAGUGUCCUAUCUGGUGGUGGCUCAAGAAAAUCUAGUGUUAGUGAUUCCUCAAAGAAGGGCAGUGGGGGUGAUCGAAAAGGGUCUCAAGGAAAAAAUGCAGCGAUUGGUGAUCUAACUGUGAUCAAUAAUGAAAAGGGUACGUUUGGCUUGGCUGAUCUGAUGAAGGCGUCUGCUGAGGUGUUGGGGAAUGGAGCUCUAGGAUCGGCCUACAAGGCUGUCAUGUCUAAUGGGGUGUCUGUCGUAGUUAAGAGGAUAAGAGAUAUGAAUAAGUUGGGGAAGGAUGACUUUGAUGCUGCAAUUAGGAGGAUUGGGAAGCUUCGUCAUAAGAAUAUCUUGACACCCCUAGCUUACCAUUUUCGAAAAGAAGAGAAGCUUGUGGUCUCCGAGUACGUUCCAAAAGGCAGUUUGUUGUAUGUCUUGCACGGGGAUCGAGGGCUUAGUCAUGCAGACCUGAACUGGCCUAUGCGACUGAGGGUCAUAAAAGGCAUAGCCAGCGGAGUGCAAUACCUGUAUGCAGAACUGUCUGACUAUGAGCUUCCACACGGGAACCUUAAGUCUAGCAACAUCUUUCUAGGCAGCAACUACGAACCACUUCUCGCUGACUAUGGUUUCAGCCGAAUGGUGACACCAACACAAGCAGCACAAGGGUUGUUUGCUUACAAGUCACCUGAAUCAGUUGAGAGCCAGCAAGUCUCUUCCAAAGGAGAUGUAUAUUGUCUUGGGAUCGUCAUCCUUGAAAUGCUUACAGGGAAAUUCCCUUCUCAAUAUCUCAAUACCGGCAAAGGAGGCACCAAUGUCAUCCAGUGGGUUCGAACAGCCAUUGAGGAGAAGAAAGAAGCAGGGUUCUUAGAUCCGGAAAUAGCAUCUUCUACAAAUUCACUAGAUGCUAUGAUACAACUCCUUCAAUUGGGGGCCAGCUGUACCGAGACUGAUCCUAAUAAACGGCCUACAAUGGAGGACGCGAUAAAGAGGAUACAGGAGAUACAGGCUUAAGGGGAUAUUCAGCCAUGAAGUGAUGGUUAAGCCAGUAAUUAGGUACAACGGAGUGCUGAUUUGUCAGCAUCUCGUAAUGUCAAAAAAUCAAAGACUAUUCUGAAUCACUGAAAAACUCAGUAUUUCAAGCUUAUCAUGGAAUUGUCAAGAUCCCAUUCAAGCCUUGUAACAGGAAGAAAGUUAUAUUUUAGGUUUUUGGGUGCUUGAUAUGAUAGAAUAUGAGAGCUGACAGCUACAGCAUUUCAUGAUAAAAUUCUUAUACUUUGACUAGGAUUUUUAUUAUUAUUAUUAUUAUUUUUUUAAAUUCAUUGAUCUGUAAUUUAGGGUGUUUGGGAAAGAAGACUAUGGUACAAUAGAAAGAUUUUAUGUUUGUAUUUUGUAGGAAAACAUUGAAUUGUGAAAUAUUACAAGCUUAUGUCUACGGUGUCUAUUGGCAGAUUACGUACAAAGUCAUGUACGUAGUGCGUAGUGGUUAGUGCGUAAUGGUUAGGUGUUAUUUAACAGUGCAUAUAAUGGGUUAAUGUGUUGAUUAUGUGCAUUUUGCAAAUGCAAAGGCUGCUAGUUCAUCCAGAAAACUAGUAUUUAGUUGUGGAAGCAACAAGACUUCCCCUACUUGCCUUUAUUUCAUAUUCAGUUUACUUAGUUGAGCUGGAGUUCCACAAACUUCCAUCUCAGUCCAGUGCUUACAUCUUAAACUAUUCAAGAUUCAAUGCACUUCUUAACUGUAGACGAUAUAACCCUCAAUUACAAAGAGUCGCCUUCAGCUAUGAGGGUUAAAACCCUCAAUUACAAAGAGUCGCCUUCAGCAUGAGGAAUACUCUUGUACCCCAUUCGACUGCAGUUUUUACAAUCAAAAUGGCUCCCUUCCCAGAAGGUUUUUUUUUUUUUUUUUUUUUUUU
This is a messenger RNA of Chenopodium quinoa (quinoa), 3466 nucleotides long. RefSeq names its product pollen receptor-like kinase 3. Lineage: Eukaryota; Viridiplantae; Streptophyta; Magnoliopsida; Caryophyllales; Amaranthaceae. The record is from RefSeq and is a predicted model, not a curated record. The transcript is spliced from 2 exons. Gene Ontology annotation, biological process: protein phosphorylation. The coding region runs from base 624 to 2567 and encodes 647 amino acids. Gene Ontology annotation, molecular function: protein kinase activity; ATP binding; protein binding.